GCACCCUGAGAUGUGUUCAUAGCAGAAGAAGUAGGGAUCUGGUCUGCCUCUUUAGUGGCUUUCCAGGUCAAAAGCUCAGAUCCCAAGGUGGAACUGGUUGUUGAGGUUUUGCAAAGCACCUGGAAAAGGCUGGCACCUGAGCUCCAAAACAAUCUCAGAGGAUUGGGACUCUCUGGGUCCCUUGAAAAAUCUCUUUUCCCCCUCCCCAUCCUGAGAAUUGAUCCAUAGCAGAAGAAAUAGAGAUCUGGUCUGUCUCUUCAGUUAUUUUCCAGCUCAAAAGCUGAGAUCCCAAGCUGGAAUUGGUCACUGGGGUUUUGCAAAGCACCUAGAAAAGGCUGGCACCUGAGCUGCAAAACAAUCUCGGAGGAUUGGGACUGUUUGGAUCCCUUGUAAAUUUCAUUUCCCCCCUCCCCAUCCUGAGAUUGGUUCCAUAGCAGAAAAAGUAGGGAUCUGGUCUAUCCCUUUUAGGUCAAAAGCUCAGAUUCCAACCUGGCAGAGCCAGUGGGAAGCAUCAGCUUUCCUACCCAGAGAACCAGGUAUCCAGAAAGACCUUUAGUGGUGAAGGGUGUGAACUCCCUUGAGGGGUGUGCCAACCAAGAGAAAGCGGGCAGUGCCAGGCCAAAGCUGGCAAGGCAGAGCUCAGAUCAAGAAAACAAACAACAGCAAGAACAAGCCGAUUGCAGCACAGCGUAGCCAGGGAGUUGAUCAAAUAAAAGGACAGGUUUUUAUCUCAAUCUUAAGCCGAAGGAAAAACAGGGCAGACUUUGAAGAUUAGAAGAACAGAAAGAAAUUAAAACUUACCAGGAAGAAGCUGGGGGGAAAAAGGGAAUCAAAUACUCUCCGCUCAUGGUGGUGGCACAGGCUGAAAUAAACAUUGCCUUGUAGAAAAACAGCUGCUGUGUACUCCGCUGGCCUCAGAGGACAUCAAGGUGUCGAAGGCUGCAUUUGGCAGAAGAAGAAAUGAUUGCAAUUCAGCUCUAGCAACAGCCAACAAAGUGGUAGUUUGCAAACAAGAGUGGCGAUACUCCUGGGUGCGUCAUAAGAUGGGGAAGGGAUUUGGAAGGUUCACCCAGUCUUCUAAACCCCUCCGAGAUACUAUCUGCAAAAUGAUCGACCCGCACUUCCAGUUAUGAAACACAUGGUGGGUUUAAAUUCUGUCUUCUGGCCUAAAUGACUUUUCUUUCCUGGAUCGACCUGCCGAUGAAGUGGACCUCCUUUUUCACACGAACCUAUGCAGGCCAGGAAAAAAUACAUCUUCAUGACUUUCUUGGCCACUUGGCUUCUGCUCUCCCUGUUUGGAGGAGACCAAAUCCGACGCUUUGCCUUCCUCUCCAGCAAGAAAGCUGCCGGGCUGAGGAGCUGGCCCCGCUGGGCAGACGGAUUUCUCUUGAAGAGCUUUGCUGGUCCAGAGGAGCUCCAGAGCGAUGAGGCGGACACUGACGAACAAUCCCCCAAGGCCCGGCGAGAGUUGAGGAGGAACAUUUAUAAGAACAGCCACUGCCGUAUGGAAACGUGCUUUGAUUUUUCCAAAUGCAGGGAGCAUGGCUUCAAGGUCUUCGUCUAUCCCUUGGAAAGUGGGGACCUUGUGUCGGAAAGUUACCUCAAAAUCAUUGCAUCCCUUGAGGAGUCGCGCUACUACACCUCCAACCCUGAAGAGGCCUGCCUCUUUGUCCUCAACAUUGACACUUUGGAUAGGGACCACCUCUCCCCAAGGUACGUUCACAACAUUAACGAAAAGAUCCACGGUUUCCCACUGUGGAACGACGGCCGAAAUCAUCUCAUCUUUAACCUUUAUUCGGGCACGUGGCCUAACUACACGGAGGACUUGGGCUUCGACAUUGGUCAAGCCAUCCUAGCCAAGGCCAGCUUCUACAUGGAGAACUUCCGGCCUGGUUUUGACAUCUCCAUCCCUUUGUUUUCAAGGGACCAUUCCCAGAAAGGUGGGGAGAGGGGCUGGCUGCAUAAGACCUCUGUCCCACCAAAGAAAAAAUACCUCUUGGUUUUUAAAGGGAAACGCUACCUGACGGGCAUUGGAUCCGACACUAGGAACGCUCUCCAUCAUAUCCACAACGGCAAAGACAUUAUAUCCCUGACCACGUGCAAACAUGGCAAAGACUGGGAGAAGCACAAGGACAAACGGUGCGAUAAGGACAAUGCAGACUACGAAAGGUUUGAUUAUCAGGAGCUUUUGCACAACUCUACCUUUUGCAUCAUUCCCCGAGGGAGACGAUUGGGAUCCUUCCGAUUUCUAGAAGCACUGCAGGCCGCCUGCAUCCCUGUGCUGCUCAGUAAUGGCUGGGAGCUGCCAUUUUCGGAAGUGAUCGAUUGGAGUAAAUCCGCCAUUGUUGGGGAUGAGAGGCUCCUUUUGCAGAUUCCAUCUACAGUCCGAUGUCUCCCCAGCGACAAGAUCCUGGCCUUCCAGCAGCAGACCCAGUUCCUUUGGGAAGCUUAUUUUUCUUCCGUGGAGAAGAUUGUGCAGACCACCCUUGAGAUAAUAAAAGAUCGGAUAUUUCAUCAAGAAUCCCGCCCAAGGUUCUUGUGGAACACGCUUCCAGGGGGGCUGUUAGCACUGCCAGAAUUCUCCACUCACCUGAAUGACUUCCCUUUCUACUACCUGCAGCAAGGAUCCAGUCCUUCAGGCAAGUUUACGGCAUUCAUCCGGGCUGUGUCACCAGUUGUCUCCCUCUCCCAGCCCAUCCUCAAGCUCAUCCAAGCAGUCUCCCAAUCCCAGUACUGUGCCCAGAUUUUAGUUUUAUGGAGCUGUGAGAAACCACCACCACAAAGCAGUAAAUGGCCGCAAACAGCAGUUCCAUUGACAGUUAUCCACGGCAGCAACAAGGUCAGUGACCGGUUUUUGCCUUACUCCGCCAUCGAAACAGAUGCAGUAUUGAGCCUGGAUGAACACAGCAGCCUCUCAACAAGUGAGGUUGACUUUGCCUUUGGGGUGUGGAGAAGUUUCCCAGACCGGAUUGUAGGCUUCCCUAUGCGCAGCCAUUUCUGGGAUGCUGGCAAGAGCCAAUGGAGUUACACCUCAAAAUGGACCAAUGAAUUCUCCAUGGUUCUCACUGCAGCAGCAUUCUACCACAGGUAUUAUCACAGCCUCUUCACCAAUUAUUUGCCUGCUCGGCUAAGGAGCCUCAUUGAUCAGAUCGCCAACUGUGAGGACAUAUUGAUGAACUUCCUAGUUUCUGCUGUCACCAAGCUACCUCCCAUUAAAGUGACCCAGAAAAAACAACUCAGAGAGAGCCUCCCUCAACAGCUACUGAAGAGUGCUCCUCCGUCCAACGGGAACCUUCAUUUUUCUCAGCGCCAGGAAUGUGUCAAUCAAUUUGCAACCUGGUUUGGGUACAUGCCUCUGGUGCAUUCUCAGUUUCGCCUGGAUCCUGUGCUCUUCAAAGACCAGGUGUCAGUGCUACGGAAGAAGUACCGCCAUCUAGAGAGGGAUUAGCUUCUGGCAAAAAAAACAACCACCUACUCUUGGGCUGAAUAGAUGCCAGAGCAAAAGGGAAGACACACCAAAAGCAGCCCUCUCCCUGGUGGACCGUGGGAAUACUGCAACAGUACUAAUCUGGACCUGAUUGGACCCAUCCGUAUAGUCAUUGCUCUUGUUGGGAUGGAGGCAGCAUCUACUGUAUCAGAGAAACCUUUCAGACUUUGGGUACCAUAAGGUGGAGCCUCAUCUCACUGGUAGCUAUGGAGGUGCCAGAUGAAUUUUCACUCUUUAUUGGGUUUUACCAGUACAAAUAAAAAGGUUUGCAGGAA
This is a messenger RNA of Sceloporus undulatus (fence lizard), 3762 nucleotides long. RefSeq names its product exostosin like glycosyltransferase 1 (gene EXTL1). NCBI's taxonomy places the organism in Eukaryota, Metazoa, Chordata, Lepidosauria, Squamata, Phrynosomatidae. Gene Ontology annotation, molecular function: glycosyltransferase activity. Gene Ontology annotation, cellular component: membrane. The record is from RefSeq and is a predicted model, not a curated record.